Molecule: messenger RNA, 4114 nt
Organism: Malania oleifera
Lineage: Eukaryota; Viridiplantae; Streptophyta; Magnoliopsida; Santalales; Ximeniaceae
Exons: 11
Coding region: 270-3827 (1185 amino acids)
Biological process (GO): signal transduction
Source: RefSeq, a predicted model, not a curated record
ACUCCCAAAGAAACAAAGACCCAAAAAAAAAAAAAAACAAAACAAAAUUCAAAAAGCAAACCAAAACGAAAGGCAAAACCCGCAACACGCUUAAAUUGCUUUGAAAAACACACAAAACACUUCCAAACCGAAGCAGAAAGCGUCGCAACCUUUCUUUUCCUUCUUCCACAUAUUCAUUCAUUCUUCUCCCUCUUCAUUCCUUCCUUCAUUUGAAGUCGUCAUCGUCAUCAGUCAUCAUCAUAUACAUCGAUCAUCGUCCGGAGUAUUGGAUGGCUGCUGGAGUGGAGUCGCCGGAGUCGGAGAAAUUGGCCGGUACUCGGUUGGAGAUUCCGGCGAGCGAUUCGACACCGUACUCAUCGUCAUCAUCGCCGCUAAAAAUGCCUCGGAGGCUUCGCGAUCGACUCCUUGACUCCAAAACUCCGUCUCCGACCGUGGAAGAAAUUGAAGCUAAGCUCAGAGAUGCAGAUCUUCGCAGACAGCAAUUCUAUGAGAAGUUGUCCAGCAAAGCCCGGCCAAAGCCAAGAAGCCCUUCACAGUCCUCGUCUCAUGAGUGUGACCUAGGUCAGCGCCUUGAGGCAAAGCUCCAAGCUGCUGAGCAGAAAAGGUUGAGUAUGUUGGCGAAGGCUCAAAUGCGACUAGCUAAGUUGGAUGAGUUGCGGCAGGCAGCAAAAACUGGUGUAGAAAUGCGUUUUGUAAAGGAACGUGAGGAGCUUGGUACAAAGGUGGAAUCGCGUUUUCAGCAGGCUGAGGCGAAUAGAAUGCUUAUCCUUAAGGCUUACAGGCAAAGAAGAGCCACGAUAAAGGAGAGGACAUCCCAGUCUUUGUUGCGAAGGAUGGCUAGGGAGAGUAAGUAUAAGGAGCGUGUGCAUGCUGCAAUAUAUCAAAAGCGAGCUGCUGCUGAGAGGAAGCGAUUGGGAUUGCUGGAAGCUGAGAAGAAGAGAGCACGUGCUAGGAUGCUGCAGGUGCAACGGGUAGCUAAGUCUGUUUUUCACCAACGUGAGAUUGAGAGGAGGAGAAUGAAAGACAGAUUGGAAGAUCGACUGCAAAGGGCAAGGAGACAGAGAGCAGAAUAUUUGAUGCAGAGAGGACGAGUGCAUGGUUCUGUCCAAGUUAAUUGGAAUAAGAUGCACAAGCAGGCAGAUGUUUUCUCCAGAAAAAUAGCUAGGUGUUGGAGGCGGUUCCACAAACUGAGGAAAACUACAUUCGCCUUGGCAAGGGCAUAUGAUGCCUUGAAAAUUAAUGAGAAAUCCAUAAAAUCAAUGCCAUUUGAUCAGCUUGCUCUUCUGAUUGAAUCAAUUUCAACCCUUCAGACUGUCAAAGAUCUACUUGACCGGUUUGAGAGCCGAUUUAAGCUUUCACAGGCUGUUGCUGCCACCACUGGGUCAUCUGGUUGGGAUAACAUUGAUCACCUUCUCAAGAGAGUUGCUUCCCCAAGUAGGAGGAGCACACCAAGGAACUCUACCCGGAGCAAAGGCACAAAGAGACAAGGGUCCAAUAGAGAAGCUAGCAAAAGUCCAGCUAAAUUAUCAAGAUAUCAAGUGAGAGUAGUGCUUUGUGCUUACAUGAUACUGGGUCAUCCAGACGCAGUUUUCAGUGAUCAAGGAGAACGUGAAAUUAGUCUGGCCAAAUCUGCAGAAAGUUUUAUUCGGGAGUUCGAGUUGUUAAUAAAGAUCAUCUUGGAUGGGCCAGUGCAAAGCUCCGAUGAAGAGUCUGAUGCUGCAUUCCCAAAACGCUGGACCUUCAGAUCCCAGCUUAUGGCAUUUGACAGAGCAUGGUUCUCCUAUUUAGAUUGCUUUGUUUCAUGGAAGGUUAAGGAUGCCAAGACUUUAGAGGAGGAUCUGGUGUGGGCAGCUUGCCACCUUGAGCUCUCUAUGAUUCAAACUUGCAAGAUGACUCCAGAAGGAGAUAGUGGUGCUCUUACACAUGAUAUGAAGGCUAUUCAGAAACAGGUUACAGAAGAUCAAAAACUUCUGAGAGAGAAAGUGCAACAUCUGAGCGGAGAAGCUGGGAUUCGACGUAUGGAAUGUGCUCUUUCCAAUACUAGAACUAAAUAUUUUCAAGCAAAGGAGAAGGGAAGCCCAUCAGGUUCACCCCCAAUCACCCACUUUUUGACUCCAAGUCCACCCAGUUCUUCUGCUCGCUCGCCCUCUGUUUCUGACCCUAACAGAAGAAGCAACCUGAUUGAAGACAGCAGGAGAUCAAGCCGUGUAGUUCGGUCCUUACUUACGGAAGAUGUUUCACCCCUAUCCAAUGAAAAAUAUGCAGAUCCUAGAGGUAGUUUAGAUGGUCAGCCCGGCUUUUCUGAUGAAAAGUUGGUUGUAGAAAAUGAACUGGUUGUAAAUGAAGUUGUCCAUGAUCAGCAUCGUGCAUUAGCCGACAGCUUUAAUAUUACUGCUGAAGACCAAAACAGUAUUAAGGCUAAGUUCAAAGAGACGAUGGAGAAGGCUUUCUGGGAUGGCAUUAUAGAAUCCAUGAAACAGGAUGAACCGAGCUAUGAUCAAGUUGUUGAACUUGUGAGGGAGGUGAGGAGUGAAAUUUGCAUGCUAGCUCCACAGAGUUGGAAACAAGAAAUUAUUGAAGCAAUUGAUAUAGACAUUCUCUCUCAGGUACUGAAGUCAGGUAAUCUGGACAUAGAUUAUCUUGGAAAGAUUCUGGAGUUUGCUUUGCUUACUUUGCAGAAACUGUCUGCUCCAGCCAAUGAUGAUGAAGUGAAGAAAACUCACCAAAAGUUAUUGAAAGAGCUAGCUGAAAUAUGUCUAUCCACAGAUAAAUCUAACUAUUCACAUGUCAUUGCAAUGGUCAAGGGUCUGCGCUUUGUCCUUGAGCAGAUACAGGCACUCAAGCAUGAGAUAAGCAAAGCUCGUAUAAGAAUCAUGGAACCAUUUUUGAGGGGACCUGCUGGUUUGGAAUAUCUGAAGACAGCUUUUGCCAAACGUCAUGGAUCUCCAUCUGAUGCCUUCUGUUCUCUUCCAUUGACAAUGCAGUGGCUUUCAUCUGUCUGGGAUUGUAAAGAUCAGGAAUGGUCAGAACAUACAAAUUGUCUCUCAGCUUUGACAAACCAUGAAAGUUCAUGUCAAGCCUUUAUUCCAUCUACCACCCUUAAAACUGGUGUACUGCUUCCGGUGGCUACCACUUCAACUACGGUUAUCAGUACAACAGGUAGCCAACAACCAGGAUGCAAGGGAGAAAAGGUUGAUUUGUUGGUGAGGCUUGGCUUGUUGAAGUUAGUAAGUGGGGUAUCUGGUCUAAAACAAGAAACUCUACCUGAAACUCUCAAGCUUAACCUCUCUAGACUGAGGGGUGUUCAGUCCCAAAUUCAGAAGAUUAUUGUGAUUUCUGUCAGUGCUCUUAUUUGUCGGCAAAUCAUUCUGAGUGAGAAAGCAGGAGUGGGCACUGCGGAUGUGGAAACCAUAGCGUCCAAAUGUGUUGAACAACUCUUGGAGCUCUUGGAUCGUGUUGAAGAUGUGGGUAUUGAAGAAAUAGUUGAAAAAAUCAGUGAGUUCUUAAAAGAUGGGAACGAGUUCUGUGAUGCGGAGAAGCUUCAAUUGAGAAAGGAGGUCAUGGCCAGGAUGCUGGCAAAGAGCUUGCAAGAUGGAGAUGCCGUCUUUGGAAGGGUGUCACGAGCUGUUUAUUUGUCCAUGAGAGGGGUUUUGCUGGGUGGGAGUGGAACCAAGGGAAGAACAUUAGCAGAAACAGCACUUAGGAAGGUUGGGGCUGAUGUUCUGACCACAAAGCUGGUGGAAGCUGCGGAAGUAUUGGCGGUGGUGGCCACUGUGUCGGUUAGUGUUCAUGGGCCAUGGUAUGCACGUCUGACAGAAAACCUGUGAAGAAAACAUUUUAUUUAACUUGUAGAUACCUAGUGUUUUAUGUAUGUGUGUGUAACUUCAGUAAUAGAUUUCGGUAGGUGGUGGUUUGUCUGUAUAUCAGUUUUUAACUGCAGUCAUAGUAGGACAUUACGAUGCGGAAUUAUUUCCUGGAUGGAGCAGAAGUAUGUAAAUAAUAUUUUCACUGAAAUGAAGGUGUGAUGGACUGCUUUCAUCAUUUAAGCCGCCCAGACACUGGCAUUUGUAUGUUUUAGAGACAUCAUUUGAAUGCAGAAUUUGUUUUAUGUUCC